AAGGUCUGGGGCUCCAUCGGAAUAGAACCUUCUAGAAAAUAUCUCAUUGAUGAAGGGACAGCUGACUGCUGUCUUCAGCCCGUUUGAUUAAGACCAGAACGCACUGAGGGAAGAAAAAUCUUGUCUUUUAAGUAAAGGAGUAAUGGGUCCGAGAGCGGAAACGGAAAUGGGAAGAGAAAGGGCAGCAGGCACAAGUUGGCAGAGCAAAGGAGAAAGGACAGAAGUUAUCUCAGCGCAUCUCGCUAGCAGAGGCUCGAUCGUCCCCUGGGCUCCGGGUCCACGAUGUCCCUGGCCACCUGCCCCGUGUGCAGCCUCGCGCUCCUGCUUCUGCUGCCGGGCUGGUCCUGGGAGGGGCGGGCAGACACUCACUGUCUUUGGUAUAACUUCACUAUCAAUCCUAAUCGUGGAAUUGGACAACCAUGGUGUGAAUUUCAAGGACAUGUGGAUCAGAAUAUUUUUCUUGACUAUUUCUGUGGCACUGAGAAUUUCAAAACUAUAGAUCCCCUUGGGAAGAAGGCAAAUACCACAGUGGACUGGAAGGGACAGACUGAAACUCUGAAAUACAUGGCAGAAGAGCUCAAAGAUAAACUGCCUAACAUUGAUAAAAAGAUUUUCACAACCAGCGGUCCUCUCACCCUGCAGGGCACAUUAUUUUGUCUGUGUGAAACCAAUGACCACACCAGGCCAUCCUGGGAGUUCAGCUUCAGUGGACAGCGAUCUCUCUUCCUUGACUUGGACAACGGAAACUGGACAGUGGUUAAUCCUAGAGCCACAGGCAUAAAAGAGAAAUGGGAGAAUGAUGGACAUGUGACCACUUUCCUUCAGAGGAACUCAAAGGAAGUCUGCAGCAGCUGGCGUGAGGACAUCUUGCAGCACUGGGAGAGGAUGCCAGAGACUACAGCACCACCCACCACGGCCCCAGGCUCAGCCCACUCCAAAGCCAUGACCAUCACACCCAGCCCCUGGGUCCUCCUCGUGAUCCUCAUCUGCUAUGUCCUACUAUUACUCGAGGCACUCAAGGGAGAGUCCCGUGGAAUGACAAGUACCAUGAGCAUAAGUGAGAAGACAGCCAGGGAUAGGGGGGUGAGGUGGGAAGAUGGGAAAGUGAGUUCCCAGAGCCCACCCCAUCCCAUGAUUGGACCUUCCCAAAUGAGACAAGGUAAACAAGAUCUCAUGUCGCUUGAUAGCAAUGACAUGGGCAAGCUCAGCCCUGAGGGAGGUCUGACAAGUCCUCACUGCCGUGAGCCAUCCUGCCAUAGGGAACGGCAUGGGAGCCUGAGUGAUACCCCUUGUUCUGCAGGCCACAAGGGGGUCCCAUGUGUGUGGCACAGCUCCAUGGAAGUUCUUGUUUGUUCACCUUUGGUUGCUUAACAAAGCUUCCCAGAAUUAAACAGCCUAACCUUUUGGCUUGGUAUGGCUUUGAGAAAUUCCCUGGCGUUUCUCAAAGGACAUGUUAAAAUAUAUCAAAAUUAACUGGUUUAUUUAAAGGGCAUUGUCAAUACUAAAGGUGUUUUUGAUGCAUGUUCCCGGUAUGGGUUGGCUCCAUUUAAUUUUGUCAUUAAUUUUCCUUGUUAGUGAUGUGUGCAUGGACCCAUUGUGGCUGUGGUCAUGCUCUUGUAUGUGUAGAAAGAAGUUAUUGUGUUGGAUUUCUAUCCACAUUCCCCCAGGGAGACGGUGGGUCUGAGUGCAGUAAUGUUUAUAACUAAUUGAUUAUCAACCAGUUACAGAUUUCUUUGUUUCUCCCCACUCCCACAGUUUCACUUGAUUUACCAAGAACAUGUUCGUUCUUUAGUAAUAAGAAUGAUAUAGUGUGUUUUUAUUAGUUUGAGCAGGAUCAUUUAACUUUUCGCUUUGUCCCCUGUGCUGUUCCCGGAGUCUAUUGGCAGGGAAAUAAAAGGUAUAAACAUAGUGAUUUUGAUUAUAAAUUAAAAUGAUCAAUAUAGAAGUUUGUUAGAGCACGGUGCUGAUAAUCCCAAGGUCCAGGUUUGAUCCCUGUAUCGGCCAGCUGCCAAAAAAAAAAUGAUCAAUAUAGAGUAUAAACAAUAUUAAAUUGUUAACCAUAACUAAUCAAUGUUAUUAAAAUCAAGUAUAGUAAGUAUAAGUAAGAUUUUAAAAGGGUUAAAUUGUAAGCUAAGAAGGUUAAGAAUUAUAGUUUAAACUAAAAGUCUGACGCUCGGGCCGGCCCGUGGCUCACCCGGGAGAGUGUGGUGCUGCUAAAAGUCUGACGCUCUUCAAUGCCAAGCAUGCUGCUAUUGUAUAGUUUCCUGGCCACAGGCCACAGGCUUUGGGGUGAACUAUUGAUGCAUGAGUGGGUGCUUUUAUCACAAUAUAAUUGCUUUGGAACAUUCUGUUUUUUCU
Cynocephalus volans (Philippine flying lemur) is the source of this 2358-nucleotide messenger RNA. RefSeq names its product UL16-binding protein 1-like. The coding region runs from base 283 to 1371 and encodes 362 amino acids. The transcript has 5 exons. The record is from RefSeq and is a predicted model, not a curated record. NCBI's taxonomy places the organism in Eukaryota, Metazoa, Chordata, Mammalia, Dermoptera, Cynocephalidae. Gene Ontology annotation, cellular component: external side of plasma membrane. Gene Ontology annotation, biological process: immune response.